This is a messenger RNA of Laetiporus sulphureus 93-53, 2793 nucleotides long. RefSeq lists its product as uncharacterized. Bases 1 to 2793 code for a protein of 930 amino acids. The transcript has a single exon. The record is from RefSeq and is a predicted model, not a curated record. Lineage: Eukaryota; Fungi; Basidiomycota; Agaricomycetes; Polyporales; Laetiporaceae.
AUGCAAGCAGACCAUAGUUCGUCUGACAGCCACCCCAAGCAGCGCGCCACUCCCUCAGGAUUACGCAGGCUCCCUGGUAAAUCCCAUACCCUUGACGCGCCUACUAAGUCAACCAUCCCUGCCAAUGGACCGCUGCGGCCGGAAAGAUCUAAGACAGUUGGUUCUCAUCACCUCCAUUCACGUGAAGAAUUCAGCGCCACGCCACUCCCCAAGCACAGCUUCUCACAGCCAACAAGUUCACCCCUGAGUAUCCACUCAUUCACAGACUUGGACACAUUCGCACCCGCAGUCACUGGGGCGGCUUUCAGUACGCGACUGCCCUCGUCUAAACGCGCUCUGCUAUCUGCAGGGGCAGUAACUACCUUGCCAGUUCGUACGCCAGGAUCACACAAGUCAUCUGGUGCAAGUGCGGACAGAGAUGUUGGUCCUACCCUAGACAUGAAGCGGCUUUUGAGCAAGCCGGCGAAGCACACCUUAGCAAGCUCAUCAACUGUAUCGUUGCCGUCGGACUCGGAGAUCUCUGCGUCGUCACGCAGUAGAGCACAUGUAUCCAGGCCAAUCACGGGCUUUCACGAGCGCCCCACUACUUCGCCUGGACCUGCGUCAAUGCUGGCACAGAGAGAGGGCUCGAGGGAUACGUCAUCCUCGUCGCGUAGUCUUGCGAAGGUUGAUGAUCCAAAACCUCGAAACGUUUUGCGACGGCGAAGUAGCCGGCCUUCAACCCAGCCCAGCGCCGGGGUUUCUGAAGAACCCGCUCGGCAUCGAUCCCUUUCCUCCGCCAAGCGGCGGAUGCGCUCAAUGGAGACUUUGCACAUCACGCCUCCAAAACCUGCAGCUGGCACUGUCCCUCUCAGCACGGCCACUCCUAGACCGAUUCCUGCCGGUAUCACGCCUGCAGGACAAGUUGCGCUAGCCUACAAGCAGCAGGAGCUACGACGGGAGGAGAUCGCGGAGUUGUCCGGCUGGAAUGACAACGUUCGGGAUUUAAGCAGGGGCGUCACCACGAUCUCAUCCGGCAACAGGCAUAGUACCGAAGGGCUGCUCACUGCGGCGGCACGAAACAAUGUGCAGGACGAUGAGGAAGAACAGGCUAGUGGCCCAUAUUACACGGUAUUCGGUAGCAGUUCAGGGCACGUGGUACCGUUUGGAAGCUCGAAAGAUUAUUCACCUCAGUUGGAUCAACGCUUCACCUUCAAUGAUGUUCCGCGCAAGCACCAUAGGAGUUUAUCACGCAAGGUGUCUGGCAGACUCAAGAAAGUGGCCGAUAUCGUCAAGGGCGAUCGGGACUUUUCUCCAUCACCAGCUCAUCGUUUAGAUCACGAUGAUUGGCGCCCGUAUGAUGGUUAUCCGCUUGCUCCCAAGUCUCCAAGAUCACCGAUCCGGAUGUCCGUGGAUGACCAGUUCGAUACCUCGAUGGGGAGCAUCAGUUCGCGCCAUUCGACUCCGACAGGUAAACGGGGCUCUCAUGGGAAAGGAAGAUCCAUGGGAGGGGGUUCUGUGGAGGAACGGCGAGGCUUGUAUCCAGUCAAGUCUGCGAAGGACAAGGAUCAAGAAGACGGGGAGGAGGAACAUGCCUCAGGGAAGUUCUGGAAGCUUGUGAAGCGAAUCAGCACAGGCGGAUUGCGGGACAAAUAUCGGCAUCAACGGACUUCGACGCCGCCGCCUGUGCCUCCAUUACCAGUAGAUCUACAGAAGCUGACAGAAACGCGUACGACCGUCGACAUACGGCAGUCUCCAGUACGGGAUCAUACGCCCGACGAGACUUCCCAGACACUUUCUUCUCGUGCGUCGUAUGCACGGGUGCGUCCAUCCACUGGCUUAUCACUCAAGACUUCUAUGCGCCACACGAUCGCAUCUCGCCCUUCCACGGGAGGAAAGGCGUCUUCGCUGCCUUCUGUUCCCCAUCUCAGUACAACGACGCGUUCUUCAUCGCCCGUAUCGUCAGACCUCGCGUCAUCUGGUUUUUCUCCUAGGCCACAAUCUCCAAGGUCGUCAUCGUCUUCAUACCCCGAGGAAUCGCCAUCGGGGCACAAGCCGAGCACCCCGAAGUCCAAGCUCGGGCAAUAUGUCAUUCCUGAACAUAUGCUCAGUCGCUUGCAAUCUGCUGGUAGCAAGGAGAAUGAGCGCAGAAAACGUAGGCCGAGCCGUUCACAUUCAGAGCCCGAUCAUCGACGAUUCCCGAGCACGCCUGACGAAGAAGUGCCUUCCUUACCUCUACCAUCUCGACACCGUGGUGCUGGUAGCCAAGAUGUUGAGAUGCCGGAACGCUCCCCGUCGCCUCAGAUGCCGUCGUUCAGCACGCAUGACCCUGUCAACAACUUCAUUUCUACGCCGUUGGCAGCCUCUGGAUCAGGCCCGCCCCCGCUGCCGAGGCGGAACCCGCGCAGAAAGCCUGCGAGCAUCGAGCUUACUAUAUCAGACAAAGUUGCAAACGUAUCCCCGAAUCCUCCCCUCACUCCUCGUACGCCCCGGGCCCAUACUCAGAUUUUCGUCGAUGCGGAGCCACUCAGUCGGACAUCGACGAGCACAGCGAGGAACGCUUCUCCCACAACACAGACCUCCCUUUCACCAUCCUCGACGUCCUUGUCGCCCUCGACCGCUUCGUCGCACAAUCAAUCUCCACUUACUUUCCGCGAGAUUGAGUCUCCGCGGCAUGUGUGGACGGAACAGGAGAAGGCGGACAAGUGGGAGGACCUGCUUCAACGAAGCGAACGUGCAGGCGGGACCUUGCACAUUGGAGAAUCGCACUUGCUUUCGGACAAGAUGCGUUUGUCGCAGUGUUCGGAUGUCUGA